CGGGGUACAUGGACAAGUUGGCAUCCAGCUGCUUCGUCCAGCACGGAGCACCGUCCCAAAGCUUGAAGCUCUACGGUCUUCAGAGACCAUCCACUUCGCUUCUCACGUCCGGCAGGCGAUCCGUUCCCAUCCUCCGGUGCGCCGCGGCCGCCAAAGAAACGAGCGUCGACGACAUCAAUGGCGGCGACGGCUUCGACUUCCAUUGCUACCUGUCGGCCAACGCCAAGGCGGUGCACGACGCGCUGGACGUAGCCCUGUGGGGCCUCCGGUGCCCCGCGUCCCUGAGCGCGUCCAUGCGCCACUCCAUCCUCGCGGGCGGCAAGCGCAUCCGCCCGGUGCUGGCCAUCGCCGCGUGCCAGCUCGUGGGCGGGGCGGCAGCCGCGGCGACCCCCGUGGCCUGCGCCGUCGAGAUGAUCCACACCGCGUCGUUCAUCCACGACGACAUGCCGUGCAUGGACGACGACGCGCUCCGGCGCGGCCGGCCCUCGAACCACGUCGUCUUCGGCGAGGCCACGGCGCUGCUGGCGGGGGACGCGCUCCUGGCUCUCGCGUUCGAGCACGUGGCCCGGGGCAGCACGGCCGCCGGCGUCCCCGCGGACCGUACCCUCCGCGCAGUCCUGGAGCUCGGGAGCGCCGGCGGCCCGGGCGGCAUCGCGGCGGGGCAGGUCGCGGACAUGCAGGGCGAGGGGGACCCCUCCGCGCGCCUCCCCGCGAUGAAGUACAUCCUCGUACACAAGGCGGCGCGGCUGGUGGAGGCCGCGGCGGUGUCGGGCGCCGUCGUCGGGGGAGCCGGGGACGCCGACGCCGAGCGCGUCCGCCGCUACGCGCACUUCCUGGGCAUCCUGGGCCAGGUGGUGGACGACGUGCUGGACGUGACGGCCACGUCGGAGCAGCUCGGGAAGACGGCGGGCAAGGACGCGGCCGCCGGGAAGGCCACGUACCCGCGGCUGCUGGGCCUGGAGGGCGCGCGCGCGUACGCGGGCGAGCUCCUCGCCAAGGCCGAGGCGGAGCUCGACGGGUUCGACGCCGCGCCCGGUUCCAUAUGGCUCUAUGGGCUUUCAUGUGGACUGUAGUUUUAGCCCAUUCCUUCAAACCACUGCACUUGGCAGCCUACUAAAUUUCAGUUCGUUUCCGGCCCGUCACGGACCGGAGCUGUAGUGGGCUCUGCCCUGGGAAGGGCUACGGGCUUUGUGAGUGCCGUCCGUUAUUCCGUCACGAAUAAACUUGUAAGUGCCCCGUUAAAAGUU
Molecule: messenger RNA, 1247 nt
Organism: Panicum virgatum (switchgrass)
Lineage: Eukaryota; Viridiplantae; Streptophyta; Magnoliopsida; Poales; Poaceae
Product: geranylgeranyl pyrophosphate synthase 7, chloroplastic-like
Exons: 2
Coding region: 9-1073 (354 amino acids)
Biological process (GO): isoprenoid biosynthetic process
Molecular function (GO): prenyltransferase activity
Source: RefSeq, a predicted model, not a curated record